Messenger RNA from Aplysia californica (California sea hare), 988 nucleotides. RefSeq lists its product as uncharacterized. The transcript has 2 exons. The record is from RefSeq and is a predicted model, not a curated record. The coding region runs from base 556 to 975 and encodes 139 amino acids. Lineage: Eukaryota; Metazoa; Mollusca; Gastropoda; Aplysiida; Aplysiidae.
AGAGAGAAAGUGGAAAAGAGAAGGAGAGAGAAGGAGAGAAGAAGAAAGAGAGGGGGAGAGAGCGAGAGAGCGAGAAUGAAAGUGAAUAAGGAACAGAAGGCAACGGCAGAUCAAGAAAAAAAAAAGCCAACGAACGAAGAGUAACAAAACGCUGACAGAUUACUGUGACGUGUACACAGUUUACUGACCUUCCGUAGUAGCCAUAUUUGGAAAUUGAAAGUGUUUAACUAACUCAAACAGACGAUCCUGGAAGCACUGUGCGAAAGUUUGAACUGAUCCUUUGCAUUAAUAUACAACAGCAUAUCAUAUAGAAACAGAGUCAGCUGGAGAUCGUCGAUUGAAGUACUAGAUACCUAUCCUGUAAGGAAGGGAUCAAAGUCUGUGCUGAUCAUUCAAUUUUGAUUCUUGCUGUUGCUAUUACAGUAGCUUGACUAUAAAAAGCUAAUCUUGCCUGUUUCUUUCGAUCACUGUUAUAUAUUAAGCUGUGCAAAAAUUAUUCAAGACAGUUAAGUUGAGAAAAAAAAUUUAAAUACCGCCUCAAGCCAAACUGCGAAAAUGGACAGCGACGCAGGAGCAGAGAAGUCUGUGAGCUUCAUGAGUAUUCGGAACACUUACAAAUACAUUGAGACAUACCUUGGAGCCUCGAAGACUGCAAAACACAGACAGUCUGUCGACCUGGAGCGUAUGUUUUUUGGGAAACAUGACAGCAGUGAAAAGUCGGAAGAUGGAAAUUCUGGUAGUGGAACUGACGACGAGAAAGACAAAGGCGAUGGAAGUGAUGAUGAUGCAGGGGAAAAGAGAAGCACUGGAGGAAAAAGUACAGACUCAGAGGUCUCAAGGUCCGGAGUCCACAGCGCCAACUCGAACGAAGACAGCAAGUCCUGGUCUACUGUGGACGUGAGUCUAGCACACGCAAAUCUUUAUUACUUAUUUCUCUUUAUUUUUGUAUACUCUGAUACAAACUAUUUUAGUUAGCUACCCUGCGGAG